CGCAAAAUACGAAAAUGUGUCUGGUAUCAAACAUGUAACCUUCAAAAAACCAGCACAAGAGUGGCAAAUAGAAAUAGAAAUGUUGAUAAUUGCAUUAAGAAAUUUCUAUUUAAAGCUACAGAAUAUGAAAGUGUAG
Racocetra persica is the source of this 136-nucleotide messenger RNA. NCBI's taxonomy places the organism in Eukaryota, Fungi, Glomeromycota, Glomeromycetes, Diversisporales, Gigasporaceae. The record is from the annotation of a GenBank genome assembly.